ACCAACUAAAUAAAAAUUGCUCAUCAUUCUCUGAUCUUCGUCUCUCGAAACCUUUCUUUACUGCCCAUCCUCAAUCAUGGACCUUCACUUUCCCAAGCGCCAGUUACAAAUCCAAGGUCCACGCCCCAACCCACUCAGACUCAGCAAAGACUCCCAUAAAGUUAAAAAACCACCUCACCCGCCACCUCGCGCCGCUGUCCCUCCCGCUGUCCAACACCGUCGCGAGCCUGUAGUCAUCUACGCUGUCUCACCCAAAGUCAUCCACGCUGAACAAUCCGACUUCAUGUCAGUAGUACAACGAUACACCGGGCUUUCAUCCGAAAGCUUCUCUAGCGGUGGCGCAAUAUCGCCGGCGGCUAGGAUGGCAGUGACGGAGAAGGCAAGUCUGACCCCAAGAGAGAGAGUAGUAGAAGUGGGGGUGUUCGGGGAAGGUGGGAUGGAAGAGGGUUUGAUUCGGAUUCCACCAGGGAUACUUUCGCCUGCGCCGGAAGCGUUGCCGGCUGUAGAAACGGGAACGAUCUUUUCGCCGGCGUCGGAAGCUCGAAUGAUGACGGUUUUGAAUGACUGGAGCCCGAUGUUUUACGGGAGUGGGUUAAUGGCAAGCCCCUCUUCUAUAUUGCUUUCCGAGUCUUUAAUUUCUUCUCCAACUCUUUCUUCUGAUUUUUUUACUCAAAUUUGGAAACUUUAACCAAAAUUUAUUUAAAUUUUCCAAAUCAAAUUUUGGGUUUCUAUAUUUGGAGAUUGUAUUGCUAGAUUUAGUGGCUUCUUCAAUUGUAAUAAUAUGCUAACUUUAUAAAAAGAAAUGAUGAAUUUGUUGUAA
Gossypium raimondii (Peruvian cotton) is the source of this 820-nucleotide messenger RNA. RefSeq names its product protein MKS1. The record is from RefSeq and is a predicted model, not a curated record. The transcript has a single exon. Gene Ontology annotation, cellular component: nucleus. The coding region runs from base 77 to 688 and encodes 203 amino acids. Lineage: Eukaryota; Viridiplantae; Streptophyta; Magnoliopsida; Malvales; Malvaceae.